UGCUUGCAGCACUAGCUUCCUGCUUUGGCUUCCUCUAUAAACUUUGACUAUUCUGGCCACCUCUAAAAACCUAAAGCAACCUUCCCUYCCAGGAGAAUCAAGCAUCUAAGAAGAAGAUCACCUCAUUGGUUGGAGGUUAUUUUAUAACGGUUUUGUAGUCUGUAUACCAUGAUCUAUUUUAUUCUCGCUCUUUUGGUUUCUCUGCUUCACUAUAUAGCAAUUAUUGAUUGCAAAGCUUUCUUCACUAAAAUUCCUUCAAGCAAACUACUUGUAUUAAAAGGAGAAACUGUUAAGCUUGUCUGGGACUACCAUGUUGAUGACAUGGAGAGAGAGUUUAAUUUACUUUCGCCGCUAUGGUAUUACCGUUAUAGCAAAGAUCGCAUCCAGCGUGAAACAAUCGGUUUUAACUAUUGGUUUGUUAGAUGGAAAUUUCUAAUUUCCAAUAGUACCUGCCCUCCUCGGUUAAAAAAGCCUGCAAUUCGAGUAAGGAGAGAGUCGAAUGCCACUUUAGUCAUCACAAAUGUGACAAUGGCUGACAGUGGGAUCUAUGGUUGCACUCUAGCUUUGGUAUAUGRGGCUGAUGUCACAAACGAAGUGAAUCUAAUUGUUGCAGAUGCAGCAGCUCAAUUUACUCAGGUGCCUCCGAGCAAACUCUAUGUAGUUAAAGGAGGAACUGCCAUGUUUGUUUGGGACUAUCACGUGGAGGAUAGGUUGAAAGAUUUUGAUUCUGCAUCACCACGGUGGAGAUUCUAUGGUGAAAAUUUUAUAGCAAAUAUUGGAUAUGACGACGUCUUUGCAGGAUGGAAAUUUCAAAUUGAUACACAAAGAUGUCCACCUCGAUUGCUGAUUCCUACAGUACGAGUAAGCAGAGAGUCUAACGCUACUUUGGUCAUCACUAAUGUUACCAUGGCUGAUAGUGGGAUCUAUGGUUGUCGUUUAUUCUUGUCAAGUGGAUUAUCAAGCUCCAUGCCAAUAAGUAAAGUAGAGCUCAUUGUUACAGAUUCAGUAGUUCGGUUCACUCACGUUCCUCCCAGUAAACUGUACGUAGUUAAAGGAGGGACUGCCAAGUUUGAGUGGGACUACCACGUGGACAACAAGAUUAAAGAGUUUGAUUCUCAAUCACCAAGAUGGAGACUAUACCAUGCAAAUUUUAUUGCAAAUAUUGGCUAUGACGACUACUAUGAAGGAUGGGAGUUUAUGAUUUAUAGAYACAGCUGUCCAACUCAAUUAUUAAGGCCUAAAGUACGAGUAAGCAAAGAGCCUAAUGCCACUUUGGUCAUCACUAAUGUCACCAUGGCUGAUAGUGGGAUCUAUGGAUGCCUUUUAUUUUUAUCAAGUGGAUCAUCAAGUUCMAUGCCGAUAAGUAAAGUAGAGCUUAUUGUAACAGAUGUGAUCCCGCAUUUCUCCAAAGUUCCACCAAGAAUACUGUACGUCCCAGUGGGACAAGCCGCUACUCUCGAAUGGGAUUACAUCUCCAGCAAUAAAACUUCAAACUUUGAUCCUCAGUCACCUCGUUGGGAGUUYUAYAAUAGCAUUGAUGGCUGGAAAACAAUCGGUGCAGACUAUGGUACACUAGGUUGGCAAUGGAAACUURGUUCAACUUGUCCGGAAAGACUGCAGAAUCCUACUAGAAUAAUCAAGGCUUCGGUUGCCAGCCUUGUUAUAUACAAUUUAACCACAGAAGAUAGUGGAAUCUAUAGAUGUAAUCUGACUUUAAGGCAUCGACCUCCAAUAACAAAUUCAACAACACUGAUUGUCACAGCACCACCACAUUUUAACCGGCGACCAUCGUCUGUUGUGAAUAUUCAAGAAGGACGGAGUCUGCAAAUAUCUUGUUCAGCGGUUGGACCCCCAACGCCCAACGUCUCGUGGGUACGAAGGCAAGGGGAUUCCAAGGCUACUAUCGUCGAAGGAGUAGGGAAUGUAACACUUAUGAUUCCGAAUAUCAAAAGAGAUCAGAAUGGAACGUACGAGUGUCAAGCGGUAAACAAUCCAAGCCAAAGUCCUGUUACYACUCAAACAACAGUAAACAUUAUGUAUCCACCAAGAAUCGACCAUUCAAAGUCAGACAAUGAAGUAACAUUUUCCCCCAAUGUUAUCACACGGUUACGUUGUGUAGCCGGCGGAUUUCCUAUUCCAAACAUCACCUGGUACAACUCUAAUGAACAGCGAAUCAAAGAAAACGUGACKUCACUAGCUGGUUAUAGUGAGGUGUCAAUAUACAUCAAGAAUCAAAAAGAUUAUAUAUGCCGCGCUGAGAAUAYCCUUGGAUUUAUCGAGCACAAAGUGAAUGUUCAAGCCUAUGAAAACGAAGCAAUAUGUUACAAGACAAAAAUAGCAAAAAACAKCGGAGGAUCUAAACUAGGUCAACCUUUUCUAAUUGCUGGUAGUGUGCUGUCAAUCAUUGCAAUCAUCUGCAUCCCGAUUACCAUUGUACUUAUCAUCAAACUACGUAGAGGUAGAAGCACAAAGAAAAUAUAUUCAUCUCAAAAGGGCGUCAUCAACAUAUCUAUGGACCCAGUCCCCCCUCUCUCGGACCAUGGCUUACCUUAUAAUACUAAAGGAGAAGAGACAGCUUACGAAGAGCCUUUGGAUGAGCCCACAGUGUCAGACACUAGUCAUAAUAUAAGCUAUCCAUAUGAGAUUCCCCAGAUCUCCGAUGAAGUGUAUGUUAACACAAGUGAUCUCUCAGCAGCUAGUAACUACCAGGAACUUAACACACUUGAGCAAAUAUCACGUGAUUAUCAGARUCUGCAAGGUAUGCGGUCAACGGUUCGUAGUCCUUUAGGCUUACAGCCGGAAGUAGCCUAUGAACCCCUGAAGAAAGAGCAGCAGCCUAAGUACGAACCACUAAACUACCAAUGAUCACAUUUAUUCAACAGAGGAACUCAAGUGAAAACAUUGCUGUUGUACCAUAUUAACUUUUGAAAAUCUCAGACAAGAACUUUUAUGGAACAAAAAUUUCCAAACUGCAUUUACCGAAAAAAAAAAACAAAAAAACAAUAGAUAUCACACAAGAGUAGAUACAUCCGAAAGCAAGAGCCUAUUGGUGACUUUUACUUUUAUUAAAAUACGAGCAAAACAAUCAAAAUCAUAGAUACACAAAUAAACUGCCAAUGAAACGCUGAAAAAAAAUAGGACUGACUAUAUUAACAUCACAUUUUCAAAUAGUGUUACUAGAGCAUAGUUUUAGAGGGAAAUGGUUAAGAAGCUUUUUGUUGUAGGUUUUUGUGCACUUUUUUCCAAUCGUGACAGUGCAAUAUCGUCGUUUUUGUUUAACUAUUGUUUUAG
Exaiptasia diaphana is the source of this 3291-nucleotide messenger RNA. RefSeq names its product immunoglobulin superfamily member 10. The record is from RefSeq and is a predicted model, not a curated record. Gene Ontology annotation, molecular function: protein binding. The transcript has 11 exons. NCBI's taxonomy places the organism in Eukaryota, Metazoa, Cnidaria, Anthozoa, Actiniaria, Aiptasiidae. Gene Ontology annotation, cellular component: plasma membrane. The coding region runs from base 169 to 2865 and encodes 898 amino acids. Gene Ontology annotation, biological process: axon guidance; cell adhesion.